UCCCUGCAGCCUCCAGGUUAACCUACUUUUUGUUUCCCACUUCAAACAGUUUUUCCUGUUUCUUUCAUGGAUUGGUCUUUACUCUUUAACCUGAUUUUAACAGCUAAACAACUAAAUGUUUAUGACAGGGGUAGAUAAGGGAUGUUCAGUGUAGGGUCAUAAAAAGAGACACUAUGACAGGUUUUGAUUUUGGUUCUGCCAUUUCUGACUUGUGGGCAUUCAAUUACUUUCAUUGUUAAAGACUAAGAAAAACAACAACUACGAACAAAGACAUUAGCUAAUGGAUAUUCAGCAUUUCGCUUCUCUGAAUUUGAGUUUCUGUCUAAACAUCCUCUUGUGGGACUUAACCGUCAAAUCAUCUUCAUGGCAAACCACAACCCAGCCCGAGUUGUGCUCCUGUUUGUUGGGUUGAUCACCGUUUUGGCUGCCAUCACGUUCAACUGUCUUUCAGGAUUUGGAGAUAAAUCAGGUGUCUUUAAGCAGCGCACAGAGGAUGUGACACUCAAGUACAUGACACCCAUAACUCCUGCUCAGUGGACUUUUUUUGUAUGGGAUUUCCUAUAUUUUUGGAUUUUUGCCAUGUUUGUAUACUUUUUGGUGGGACUCUGCAGAAGCAGGAGUGUUUAUGAUUGGAUGUUCACCACCCCUGCAAUACUGCCCUAUGGAUUUCAUGUCACAACUAUCGUCAACCUCUGUUUGAACAUCACAUGGUUAUUUUUGUAUGAUAGAGAGUUGCUGUUUCCUGUACUAAUAAUUUCAACACUAAUGAUGAUCACAACUUACAUCAUCCUGUUUUUCUCCUGCCAUGGACUGAAGAUCUAUGGAGCUUGGCUGAACAAAUAUCACAAAAUAGACCUUUGGCUCUUCCGUAUAUUGGUACAAAAUGGAAUGGCAGUGUACGCAACAUGGGGAACACUUUCUACUUUGCUGAACAUGACAGUAUACUUACAUCAUCAGACACCAAUACCCAGAUGUGACAGUGCAAUGCUGGCUCUGCUCCUGCUCCUGAUGGAGCUGUUAGCUUGGUUUCUGUUGGAGAACUUCUACCUUGACAAGCAUGUACGUUACAUAGUGACCAUCUACCCAGUGGUAAUCCUGUGGUUGGGAGGCAUUCUGAGCAACUACAAAUGCUUUGAUUGUUCUAUUUACAUUUUUUCAGCUUUGAUCUUGGUCAUUUCCUGCAUUAUGUUCGUGGUUCGGAUGACCAUUAUCACAUGGAGACAUUACAAACAACCACUUUACAAAGACAAUGCACUCAGUAUGUCACCAGUGGAAAUAUCACUGACACAGAUAAAACUGUUUCUAUGAAUAACAAACUAAAUAAAUAGAAUGCUGCUGUUAAAGGAUCACAUGUACGUUCAAUGUUAAGAGAGAUUUAUUUUUUUAAUCAUUCUUUUGUUAAAACUUGAAUUUGUUCACAACUUUGAACUUACUGUGUGCAUAACUAAUGUAAUAUUUGAAUGCACUGACUUGUGGAAAUUAUUGAUUAAAAGAAAAGGAGUGAC
Molecule: messenger RNA, 1505 nt
Organism: Menidia menidia (Atlantic silverside)
Lineage: Eukaryota; Metazoa; Chordata; Actinopteri; Atheriniformes; Atherinopsidae
Source: the annotation of a GenBank genome assembly